AUGACUGUCACAGAAGCUGUCAAAUCUGCCGUCGGGCUCAGCAGCGCGCCUGCUCCUGCUACACGAGAGGAAAUGCGCGAAGCUAGACUACCAUUGGCAUACCGAGACAGCUGCGCGAACCUUCUCAUUCCCCUCAACCGAUGUCGAUACGAAGAAUAUUAUCUGCCAUGGAAGUGCGAGACAGAGAGACACAGCUACGAGAAGUGCCAGUACGAGGAGUUCAAGAAGCGAGUUGCAAAGAUGGACGAACUUAGAGCUGCGAAGGGAGGAGAAAGAAGCAAUUGA
Messenger RNA from Mollisia scopiformis, 285 nucleotides. Its product is annotated as NADH-ubiquinone oxidoreductase-like protein B18 subunit. Gene Ontology annotation, cellular component: mitochondrion. The transcript has 3 exons. NCBI's taxonomy places the organism in Eukaryota, Fungi, Ascomycota, Leotiomycetes, Helotiales, Mollisiaceae. The record is from RefSeq and is a predicted model, not a curated record. Bases 1 to 285 code for a protein of 94 amino acids.